Messenger RNA from Echinococcus granulosus, 1245 nucleotides. RefSeq names its product rhodopsin-like orphan GPCR. The transcript has a single exon. Bases 1 to 1245 code for a protein of 414 amino acids. Gene Ontology annotation, cellular component: membrane. The record is from RefSeq and is a predicted model, not a curated record. NCBI's taxonomy places the organism in Eukaryota, Metazoa, Platyhelminthes, Cestoda, Cyclophyllidea, Taeniidae.
AUGACCAAUUUAGAGGGAGAAAACAAUGCGCUUCCAAACUGUUCACUCUAUUGGGACAGUUAUAUUAGCGUCAGAUUCCUGGAAACAUGUCAGGUGGAUCGAAUGGAGGCAAUUGUGUACCCCAGUUUCGCUCGCCUCUACGUGUCCAUUUCUCUCUCCGUCCUUGGCGCUUUUUUUAACCUGUGGGCUCUCAUACUCCUCCUAUUGGACUAUCACAGUCCCCAUUUAAAGUAUAACCAAUCAAAAAUACACUCAAAAAUCUGUUCCACUGGAACAAAUCACAAGGUUCAGCACACCAGCUCAAGGCGAACCACCAUGCAAGUUGGACUCAUCAUAUUCUGCCUUUUUGAGGUCCUUUACCAUGCCGCUUCUUCCAGCGGUGAAGUAAUCAACCUCUUUGCGUACAAUGCGAUAAAAAAAGGUACCAUUCCUAUGCCAGCUAAUGGGAGUCUCACGUACAUUUACUCGGUUCUACCUCCGGUGUCAAGCUUCUUUAAUUGGAUUCGAGAUACAGGAAUUUGUGGACGCAAUUGGGCUAUCACACUAAUCACAAUCGCAAGAGCCGAGGUGGUUAUCUGGCCGCUUGCGUCACGUUGUUAUCAGAGGUGCUUACGACAAAAACGGUUCUUCCUCCUUCUGAUGUCUUUGUUCGCUCUCACCGGUAUAAUUAUUUCGGGGACACGUCGAUUUGAUCAGAAAAUUAGCGUCUGUUAUAGCACACGACUAUCCUCUUAUUGCAUCUUUUCAGAAGUAUUCCUCCUAUCCAAUUUUAAGCAAUUUUCUGCCGUUUAUUUCUCCUUUCAAACCCUACUUCCUUGGAUGCUCAUUUUGAUCUUCACAACCCUUAUCAUCUUUCAACUAAAGCCAUGCAAAAAGCACUCGGAAAAUUCGAUCCGCCGACUGACCAGUAAAUAUGGAGGUAGAGAUAAUCAUCUUCGUGCUUCGAUUGCAGUUACGGUUAUUGCGGUGUUCUGCACGAUAUUUGAAUUUCCGACAUUUGCUCUGUCCAUGUACUACAUCGCAAGUGAUCCCGAUGAAGCUCUAGAGCUGUGGGAUACAAUUGCAAAUACUCUCCUUCAAAUAGACUCUAUCGCAAAUUUCUUCCUUCUCAUUAUUACUAUGCCAUCUUUGCGAAGGCGUCUACGAAGAUCCUUUCCAAUACAUGCUCAACGGAGGGAGCUCAGCGCUCCCGAACCUCGGACUAUUGUAGCAGACGUGGAGAUAACAUCCAAGGGUAGAGACUGA